GUCCGGUGGCCCCAGCAAAAAUCUUCCCCUUGCCAAAAUUACUUCCAUGGCCAGUGACCGAGAAGAUCAAACCAUGCCCACCGGAUCUGCUUCCAUGGCCGGUUCAAAGGCCACUCCUUGCUUGAGGUCACCUCCCCCAGAUUUAACUAAAAUCUUUCAAAACCGUAACCUUCAAGAUGAUAUAAACAGGGUACUCCAAAAACAGAAACCAUGCCAUUCAAGCCAAACUUUUGUUCCUCACAGAAAAUCUCAGAUUUUGGGCCCUUAUUUUGUGUCUAACCCGCCGGCUGCCCUUGCAUCCAUUUAUCCACAACCCAAAGAACAUCUGCUCCCCUUUCAAGUAAAACCUGAUUGGAGUAAGUGGGUUGGUUCUUUUGGAGCUUGGCCGGUUUGGAGAAAAUCAGAAUGGGUAGAGUGGAUUGAUCGUCUAGAACCUGAUUUUGGCCAAAUUUGGAGAGAUGUGGGUCUGUUUGAAUUUAUACAACUCACCAGAUGCAGGUUCACCAUGGACAAGAUGGCCUUGGGUGCAGCUUUGUUAUUUUGGUCUGGCUCUUUCAAUUGUUUUCAUUUUCCCUGUGGAGCCAUGUCUGUGAGCCUUUUUGAUGUCAGCUCACUAACCGGAUUGCCCUGUACUGGAGAAGAGAUUUCAGCAUUGUUAACCGUGCCUCCAGGUGUUGAUUACAAUGUGGAGCUGAAACCCUCUUAUCCAGCCUUUGUGAGGUCUGCCUAUGACAAAAGUAAGCCUGUUAAUGUUGAUGAACAUAUUUCGUUUCUGCUUACUUUGAUUUGCAAGUAUAUGGUCUGCUCUGCUGGCAAAGGUCCCACCAAAGAGUUUAUUCCUUUAGCUGUGGCUUUAGCAUAUGGAAAACAAAUGGCUCUGGGUCCUUUCUUGCUUGCUCAUCUGUACAGGAGUUGCCAGGAUAUCACGGCUCACCCCUUAGUCAUUAGUGGUGGGCCGCUUUGGGUUUUACAGUUGUGGUUAUAUUCUUAUUUCCCAACCCUCGCUCCUGUCUCAUCCACUGUUCCAGCUCGGGAUCUACUUACUUACGGCUUCCUGUUCAAGAAUGCCGCGGAAAACAAGAGAAGCUUUGAAGAGUGCUUCAAGUUUUUUGCCUCUCUUUCUAUUGAUCGUCCCGAUGCAGACUUUGCUGUGUUCCUUGGCAGAUCUCACGGUCCUUCAUGGUACAAGGGCCGAUUUCACAUCCCCAGAUUUCAGAGCGUUUUGGUCUGUUUGUGUGACCUCUCGGGAUUUGUUUGUUGGCUGUAGUUUGAACACUCUCAACUCCAGAUGUGGCAUGGAGCUUUAUGCACCGAACCAGUUCUGUCGGCAGUUAGGGUACUGCCA
This is a messenger RNA of Rubroshorea leprosula, 1345 nucleotides long. NCBI's taxonomy places the organism in Eukaryota, Viridiplantae, Streptophyta, Magnoliopsida, Malvales, Dipterocarpaceae. The record is from the annotation of a GenBank genome assembly.